Chelmon rostratus (copperband butterflyfish) is the source of this 5629-nucleotide messenger RNA. Its product is annotated as protein Aster-B-like. Gene Ontology annotation, biological process: intracellular sterol transport. The coding region runs from base 211 to 2358 and encodes 715 amino acids. Gene Ontology annotation, molecular function: sterol binding; sterol transfer activity. The transcript is spliced from 21 exons. Lineage: Eukaryota; Metazoa; Chordata; Actinopteri; Chaetodontiformes; Chaetodontidae. Gene Ontology annotation, cellular component: endoplasmic reticulum membrane; endoplasmic reticulum-plasma membrane contact site; plasma membrane. The record is from RefSeq and is a predicted model, not a curated record.
CAGCAGAGCAGUCAGCAAAGCAGCCUCCAGAGCAGCCAUGAAGAUGACAACACUCGCUUCUUGACUCCGUUAAUCCGAGAGGAGAGGUCUGACAGUGCAGCGGACAAAAUCAGCACUGCCAGUAACUCAAACAAGAGCACACCUGCCUGCUCACCAGUCCUGCGUAAACGCUCGCGCUCUCCCACACCACAGAGCCAGGAGGGUGAGAAUAUGGUCGAGAAGGGUUCAGACCACUCCUCUGACAAGUCCCCCUCCACGCCCGAGCAGGUUGUCCAGAGAACAUACUCCCUGCAGUCAGCCAGAAGCGGGGGAAAGAACUCAAAGUCUCACAAGCGACUUUCCAAAUAUGACAGACUAAACCUGAUUAAAAAGAGCCAAAGCUGGUACAACGUGCUGAGCCCGACAUACAAACAGCGCAAUGAGGACUUUAGGAAACUCUUCAAGCAGCUCCCUGACACAGAGAGACUCAUUGUGGACUACUCCUGUGCUCUUCAACGGGACAUCCUCCUGCAGGGACGACUCUACCUCUCUGAGAACUGGAUCUGUUUCUAUAGCAACAUCUUCCGCUGGGAAACACUGCUGACAGUGCGGCUAAAGGACAUCUGCUCAAUGACAAAAGAAAAGACUGCCCGCCUCAUUCCCAAUGCCAUCCAGGUCUGCACAGACAAUGAGAAGCACUUUUUCACCUCAUUUGGAGCCAGGGACAGGACUUACAUGAUGAUGUUCAGGCUGUGGCAGAAUGCGCUGCUGGACAAGCCCCUGUGCCCCAAAGAACUGUGGCACUUUGUCCAUCAGUGCUAUGGCAACGAGCUCGGCCUAACCAGCGACGAUGAGGACUACGUUCCCCCUGAUGACGACUUCAACACCAUGGGGUUCAGUGAAGAGAUUCCCAACGAGGAGAAUGAGAUCAACAACGACAGCUUGUCCAAGAGCAGCGCUGAGGCCAAGCCUGAGGGGAGCCCUCCUCUGCUACACAAGAAGGUCGUCCCAAACAGCACCAUCCCCGGCCCGGGCAACCAUGACACACCCAUCACAUUUGACCUCCCAGCAGAAGAGUAUGCAGACUUCCUGCCAGACGGCGAGCUGCUUGCUGUGCCACUGGUGGUGGAAGAGAAGAACAACGAUACCAGCGGGCCUGGUGGUCCCGUCCCCUCGCCCUCUCUGGACUUCAACGACAAUGAAGACAUCCCCACCGAGCUCAGCGACUCCUCGGAAACACACGACGAGGGUGAAGUACAGGCCUUCCACGAGGAUCUGAACGGCAGGCAGCACAUCAACGAGGUCUACAAGUUCAGUGUGGACAAGCUGUACGACAUCCUCUUCACGGAGUCGCAGUUCAUGAGUGACUUCAUGGAGCAGAGACGGAUCUCAGAUGUGGUGUACCACCCGUGGAAGAAGGAGGAGGCAGGGGACCAGACCAGAGAGAUCAUGUACACCAUCUCCCUGUCCAACCCCCUGGCCCCUAAAACAUCCACAGCCAGUGAGACGCAGACUCUGUACAAAGUCAGUCAGGAGAGCGAGUGCUACGUCAUCGACGCUGAGGUCAUCACACAUGACGUGCCCUACCACGACUACUUCUACACUCUCAACCACUACAUGCUCACCAGGGUGGCCAAGAACAAGUGUCGGUUACGGGUAUCGACGGAGCUGCGCUACAGGAAGCAGCCGUGGGGGCUGGUGAAAGGCUUCAUAGAGAGAAACUUCUGGAGCGGAAUAGAAGAGAACUUCCGCCAUCUUGAGAUGGCGCUGACCAAGCUGGAGGAGAUUCUGACCGAGUCCCACCAGCUGUCUCCGAAGGCCAAGGUGGUGAAAAACUCCACGGUGAGGCGGAAGAAGAGGCCCCUCCCCCACAUGCGCAGCCAGCACCUGGACGAGGCCCUCAGCCCCGUUACCACGCCAACGGACGAAGAAGUGAUUCAGAGGAUCAAACAAGUGGCCGGCUCCACGCAAACCAGACACCAGAGUCCAGAACACCAUCACCUGCCCGGAGGCCUCGCUUUCUACAGCGUCUCCAAACUGCUGCUCAUCAUCAGCUUUGUCCUGGUCCUGCUGGUGUUCCUCAACAUGAUGCUUUUCUACAAACUGUGGAUGCUGGAGUACUCUGCACAGUCCUUAACAACCUGGCAAGGGCUGCGGCUCCAUGAAAGUAAACUGCCUCAGACGCAGAUGGAGUGGGCCCAGCUCCUGGAGGCGCAGCAGCGUUACCAUGAAGCCGAGCUGCAGAAGUGGAGGGAGAUUAUCAAGUCGUCAGUAGUGCUGUUAGACCAGAUGAAAGACUCUUUACUGAACCUCCAGCGAGGCAUUGGCUUAAGGGACUACAGCUCUGAGGCUGAAGAGAAGAGAAGUCGCUACCACUGACACACCACCACAAGGCCAUGAGGGCAUGCUGUGCAAUAUAGGACCUGUUUUGUUUGUGAACCAGUAUGCAGGCAGCAGCAAGACACAGAGAGAGAGGACAGAGGGGGAGGCGGGACCAACAGUGAGCUGGUCCAAAAGACACAAAGAGAGGAACAGUCGUCUCCAGUGCACAGAGGUUAAACCCCCGGGAGGAGGAAAUCGUGGACAGAAAGCGCCCCAACCACACACAGGAACUGACUGUCCCCAACAUCACUGAGGCAUUGGCGGAAGGUGCAAGACUUGGUCCUUCUCUACACCUGUGGGAUAACCGUUUCCUUCUAUUCUCUUAUUUCCAAGCGCAUCCCACUGUAUGCCACGUCGACCAGACAGUGGCAGAGAAAGAAGGACAACUAUUGCAUGCGUUUAGACAACCUAGCUCCCCUCAGUCAGUGUUAAUGUGGUCCAGUUCCAGUCUAUGUGUGUCAAAAAAAAAGAAGAACAGGAGCGAUCCAGUCUAAGAAAGGGGGGUCCUUUCGAGUCUUUAAUGGCUUUCUACGCUCUCUAGACUGUUCCAAACCAAUUGUUCCCUAGAGGUCCUCGCUGCAGCGUCCCUUUGGUAAGCCCCCGUGUGAUCAGAGUACAGUAUCCAACCAAAAGUAUGUGUAGCUGGGAGCUCAGCGUCACAGAACGGUCCCCAUUGCCUUGCUUGAACCUGGUCUGUGUGGUCUCUGUCAGGGCUGGUUCCCUGUCACACCACCAUGUGUUAAAAUACUUCUGAAGCAAAACCUUAAGACUGAUGGGACCUACGCCAGUACUUUUAACCCUGUACACGAUUCGCCUCAUCAGUUGCUCCCGCCGCAGUGUUAGCUCCCCUUCCAUUGCAUUAUUCCUCAUCCUUCUGGUGAAGUAGAAUGUAUUAGCCAGCCGACAAGGCCAGCCGCUGGUCACGACAAAGGGAUGCUGCAACCAGGCUAAUAGGGAGACCUGUGUUCUUACAUGUUUUAUUACUAAACUGUGACUAUAUCUCUAAAAAAAAGUUUCAAAUUAGAAAGAAUUCUAUGAAUAUAUUUGAAAUAUAUAAGAAUAUUUCACUAUUUAAUAUAUAUAUAUUUCAAAAUAUAUAAACAUUACCUAUAUUUAUUGUUAAUUUAUGUACAUAAAGAAAUUAUCAGAGCUCUAGACCGGUUAAAGAAUUUCUAACAAAAAGUGUUUUCUUCUAAAAAAAAAAUGCAUGCCAGAUAUGUCUGUGACAUGUCCAGUGUGCAAGUAUGAUUCUGCAUUCACGCGAUUAUAUUCGCGCGCGCGUCUGUGUGUGUGGGUGUGUGAGUGAGUGCGUGCGUGUGUGUGUGCGCACAAGUGUGUGCUGUAAAGUGUGACAUUUUUACCAUUCCACACUUGUGUAUGUUUCUUAUUUUUUCUUUUCUGGCUCCCGCAGCCAGACUGCCUUUUUUUAAUGCUAAUGCGUUUGGAUGCCGCCUUGCAUUAGCCCCACCAGGGCACAGUUUACAAUUGAAGAGUUUUGUUCCAAAAUGACAUAUCCAGCAUUUGAAGACAAAGUUACGCCUACUUUUACAAAAAUGAUUGAUUGCUUAAACUAUCAAUUAAUGUCACAUGCUGAGUAGCUUAAAUCUGUGCUUGACAAAAGGAAGAAGGCAGAUCAUCUAAAUUUUUAAAAUUAAAGGAUGAACUUGAUGAUUUGGAAAUGGAUAUAUAACAUUUUGGAGAUGAACCCUUCAUCUGCCCUCUCUUUGUCCGCCGUCACCACAUUAGUGGUUUGACGAGUCUUUGCUGAAAGGAACACUAUGACAGAAAUAUGCUUAUUUUAGUGAGAUGAGGAGAUUGAUGCCAACCUCAUGUCUGUACGGUAAAUUUGAAUCUACAGCCUGCAGCCGGUUAGCUUAGCGUCCCCCUGUUUCCAGUCUUUUGUGCUAAGCUAACUGCGUGUGCAGGUAUGAGGGUGGUAUCAAUCUUCCCAUCCAACUCUCAGAAAUAAGCACAUUUCCCAAAUGUCCAACUAUUCCUUUAAGAAACACCUGCUUCGACCCAUAUUCUGCUCUCCCUUCCCCCAUUUCAAGUGUCUGUCUUGGAUGCAAUGAAAGCAUGAGUAUUAACUCUACACAACUAAAUUGAACCAAAAGAAAGAAAUAGAAAUGUACCGUCACGAAGUAUCAUGUUGUUUUAAAUGAAGUAUUUAUCAUGUAUGUCAUGUAUUUUAUAUAUAUACUGGAUUUGAUGCGGCAAAGAGCAUCUCCGGAGAGUUUGUCGACAGAGACCCCUGACACCUGACAGACUUCAGCGAUGAAAGCACUUCCAAAAAUGAGAAAAAACUUCCUUGUGUUAAAUAAAAGAGAAAGUGAAGCACUUUAAGGCCUUUUCAGGUAAAGAAUGGCGGAAAGAAAUGGCAGUGGUUUAGUUUGGAGGUGAAUGCAGGGCUGAGGAACUUGUUUUUGUGCUGUAUUUUAGUUCAUUUGACAAUCACACUGGUCAUUUACAACUUCCAUACUCAUGGAAAUAGCUGAAUUUCUUCUUUUGUUACUGAUCAAAAAUAGUGUUACUUCCAAAUAGAAUAUUUGUGCAUUAUUCUAUUUCACAUGUGAAUCUCUUUCAAUUUCUCAUCCCAAAGCCCAAUCUAAGACUGACACUUUGUCUAUUUGAGGGUGAGGCGAGAAUGAGUGACUCUAUGAGGGAAAAGGUGUCUUCACUGUGUGCCUGCAUGGCGUGUUAUCGACCGACUCAUUGAAAACGGCAGCAAAGCUCCAGGACUGGACUUCUGCUGCGUGUUUGCGUGUAUUAACAUUUGAAGAGGGCACAGAGUGACGAUAACACAGAGAAACCUUAAGAUCCGAAUGUGAGUGGUUGGAAAUGUUUUCUGUUUUAUAGAAAUCACUUUCACAAUCCUGCCGACACUGGACGAUUAUAGUGAAGGUGUGCUUCGUGUAUAUGAUGGUACAGAAAAGUCAUAUAUACGAAAAUGUGACUGAAAUGCUUUAAAGAGCUUGUUUUUCAGAGUGUAUGAUGAAAUGGAUUUCUCUUUUUCUGAUGCUUGAGUUCUUUUUUUGUUUGUUUGAAAACGACAAACCUUCUCAUAUUGUUUUGAACGAAACAUGACAAAUGCUUGAUGACGUUGGUUUUGCUCCCCGAAACCCCGUUUUAAUUGACAUCUGAUUUUAAAUCUUGGGACACUGAAAUUUAGUGCUGCGACUAACAGUUAUUUUCAUUAUCGAUUAAUCUGCAGAUUAUUUUCACGGUUAACGCUGCUUGUUAUAAAAAUGUCAAAAAAAGAAAAUGUGGA